AUGGCGUUCACCACUUUCGCUCAGGUACUGCUUUUGGCCUCUCUCCUAUUCGUCAGAGCGCACGCGGAUGGCCAGAAGAACAUCGAGCUCAAGUACAAGGAGGUGAACUUGCAGCUCAGACAGCUCGCCACGCCCAUCACGCUACCGGACGUCGGCGUGACCUUGGGACCCGAUCCUGUUGAGGACUUCAACACCGGCGAGCUCCUGGGAUUCGACCAGGGCAUCUGCACCUAUACCGAGACUAACGUAGCGCAGGAGUGCGACUUCUCCUUCAUCUUCUUUGACGGCAGCUCGUUCACAGUGACCGGCCGCUUCGAGACGACGGGUGACCUCGCUGUUGUGGGGGGCACCGGGAACUACACUGGCGCAACAGGCGUGGCCCGCUACAGCAGCUUGACCAGCAACGACGGCUUCUCUACCUACGGCUACAACCAUUUCACCUACAACCUCGCCGUACUUUUCUUGGGCCUGAUGGCCCAAGAAGCCAAUAUCGAAAUUGCCUUCUCACGGGGUGGCUUCCAUCAAAGCGGAAACGCCGACAGCCAGCCGGAAAAGCCCAGGGAAGCGGAAAGAAUUCCCCCUCCCAAAGAAGCGGCCGUUUCGACGGCGGCCAGCGAGAAAAUCUUGGGCACUGAACCGGAAGGGAUCCCCCAACCCGAAGAAGCGGCCGUUUCGGUGGCGGGGGACCCGCAGGCGGUGGCUGGAGAUAGCUUUCGGGGCGUGCUGCUUCUAGCCUCCCUGCUGUUCGUCAGCGCGCGCGCGGAUGGUCAGAAGAACAUAGAGCUCAAGUACACGGAGGUCAACUUGCAGCUCAGGCAGAUUGCGACGCCCUUCACGCUACCGGAGGUCGGCACCACCUUUGGAACCAUCAGCUACUUCAACGAUCCCUUUGAGGACUUCAACACCGGCGAGCUCCUGGGUUUCGACCAAGGCAUCUGCACUUGGAUUGAGACUGACGUAGCGCAAGAGUGCGACUUCUCCUUCAUCUUCUACGACGGCAGCUCUUUCACCGUGACAGGCCGCUUUGAGACGACGGGCGACCUCGCUGUUGUGGGGGGCACCGGGAACUUCACUGGCGCAACAGGCGUGGCCCGCUACAGCGGCUUGACCAGCAACAACGGCUUCUUUACCUACGGCUACAACGUCAGGAUCUUCGUGCUCAAGCGUCCAAUUCGUCUCGAGGCGCUCACCGCAUAG
This is a messenger RNA of Klebsormidium nitens, 1197 nucleotides long. Lineage: Eukaryota; Viridiplantae; Streptophyta; Klebsormidiophyceae; Klebsormidiales; Klebsormidiaceae. The record is from the annotation of a GenBank genome assembly.